GCCCCCGCCCCCGCCCCCGCGCGCGCAGCCAUGGGGGACCUGCCGGGCGCCGUGCGCCUCUCCAUCGCGCUGCGCAUCCAGCCCAACGACGGCCCCGUCUUCUUCAAGGUGGACGGGCAGCGCUUCGGCCAGAACCGCACCAUCAAGCUGCUCACCGGCUCGUCCUACAAGGUGGAGGUGAAGCUCAAGCCCAGCAGCCUGCAGGUCGAGAACAUUUCCAUUGGUGGCGUGCUUGUCCCGCUGGAGCUGAAGUCGAAGGAGCCAGAUGGGGACCGAGUUGUUUAUACGGGCAUAUAUGACACAGAAGGUGUGGCCCCAACCAAGAGCGGAGAACGGCAACCCAUCCAGAUCACGAUGCCGUUCACCGACAUUGGGACCUUCGAGACGGUGUGGCAGGUCAAGUUCUACAAUUACCACAAGCGAGAUCACUGCCAGUGGGGAAGCCCCUUCUCCGUCAUCGAGUACGAGUGCAAGCCCAACGAGACGCGCAGCCUCAUGUGGGUGAACAAGGAGUCCUUCCUCUGAGGCCGCCUCUCCCCGACGGUGCGGGUCGGCCCCUUCCGAGGCCCCCUUUCGGGUAACCCAGCGCAGGCCUUCACCAAGGCACCCAGCCUCUCCUGCCCCUCGGGUGCCGAUGCCCUCACCGGCCCCGGUUAUUCUGCAAGUGUCCGUUCCCUUCCGAUGUACCGUCCCCGACGUGAAAGGUUGUGACGCCCCAUCCCCGAGAAGCCCCCCACUGUAAUAACGCGUCGCUGUCCCUGCGCCCGGCCACCGACCGCUGCGAGGAGCUCGGUGGCGCGGGCCGGUGGCGCCCCUCCCAACGGUUCGGCUGCAGGGCCGCCGGUGUGUCGUUGCCAAGUUGAGUGAUCGCCCUGUUCUUGGUAAAUGCUAAAUAAAAAGAUAAAACACAAAACCAUGUGUGCGGGUUCUCUCCCAAGUGUGGUGCGGUGGCGGCGCCGUGCAGCUGGGCCAGGCUGCCGGAGAGGCCCCCAGGCUGCGCCUCCUGGGGACAGGUCGGGGACAGGUCGGCCUUUCCCUGGGAACCACGAUGACUGGAGGACAAGUGUUUCAGGACGAUCUAGAACACAUUAGAACUCUUCCAGGUAACUUCAGGGAUUCCGCUGCGGCCCGGUAGACGUGGACCAAGGCAUUGUUGGGGUAACCCGAGGGGACGGCUGCUGUAAGGUCACCUGGCUGGCACGCUCCCGACGUGUCGCAUACGCAUAUGAUGGGCUCCCUGCGUCCCCCUCCUCUGGGACUUUGUAAACCUGCCCGUGGAACUGUAACAAACUUCUGAUAUUUCUUAAUAAAGGUAUUGGAACGGCG
This is a messenger RNA of Nyctereutes procyonoides (raccoon dog), 1326 nucleotides long. RefSeq names its product cannabinoid receptor interacting protein 1 (gene CNRIP1). Gene Ontology annotation, cellular component: plasma membrane. Bases 31 to 525 code for a protein of 164 amino acids. The transcript has 3 exons. Gene Ontology annotation, molecular function: type 1 cannabinoid receptor binding. The record is from RefSeq and is a predicted model, not a curated record. Lineage: Eukaryota; Metazoa; Chordata; Mammalia; Carnivora; Canidae. Gene Ontology annotation, biological process: negative regulation of signaling receptor activity.